GAAAUUGAAAGAACACCCGAAGACCAGGAGUUAGCUCAUGAUAUAUUAACAAUGUUUUUAACGAUCAAUACUCCGCGUGAUAUCACCGAAAAAAUUGCAGAUAGUUUGCACGACAGGCCUAUGACUAAUGAGGAAAUUUGCGAAAACUUUAUAGAGAUUUUUACAGGUGGAAUCGACACGUCGUCGAAUUCUAUCUGCUAUAUAAUUUAUUAUCUGUCACAUUAUCCAAAAGUUAAAGAAAAAUUGAUAGAAGAGAUCGAUCGGGUCAUCGGAAAAGAUCAAAACCGUAAGAUUUCCAAUGAAGACAUAAGGAAACUUGAAUAUUGCGAAGCUGUAAUUCAUGAAUGCUCGCGAAUAUUUUCAACUGUUCCUAAUGUGGGUAAAAGAAACGCAAAUCCUGAAGAAGUUGGUGAUAUGACAUUUUCAGAAAACACAUUGUUUUUUGUUUAUUUUCAAGGAAUCCACAAGCACAAAUCUCUAUGGAGUGAUCCUGAAGAGUUUGAUCCAGAAAGAUUUAUGGGAAAAAACAAGGAAGAAAGCAAAAAACAUCUCUAUACAUUUGGUUUCGGAUUGAGAAAGUGUCCCGGGAGAAACUUUGGAAUGCUGCAGUUAAAACUUACUCUAAUACUAUUAUACAGGAAGUAUGAUGUCGAACUAGUUGAUAUGAAUGCACCGAUAAAGUUUCAUACUGCCGUAGUCAGGAUAUGCGAUGAACUAAAAGUUCGAAUUAAGAAACGAUAA
Molecule: messenger RNA, 741 nt
Organism: Acaulospora morrowiae
Lineage: Eukaryota; Fungi; Glomeromycota; Glomeromycetes; Diversisporales; Acaulosporaceae
Source: the annotation of a GenBank genome assembly